Messenger RNA from Ascoidea rubescens DSM 1968, 1674 nucleotides. It is a transcript of the gene ARX1, whose product is annotated as putative hydrolase. Bases 1 to 1674 code for a protein of 557 amino acids. Lineage: Eukaryota; Fungi; Ascomycota; Saccharomycetes; Ascoideales; Ascoideaceae. The transcript has a single exon. The record is from RefSeq and is a predicted model, not a curated record.
AUGGAACUAAUUCAGAUCAGUAAAGAAGAGAGCUCAAGGCUUCUCAAAGACAAGAAUAUCUUAAAUGAGGUUGUUCUUGACAAAUAUAGACUUGCAGGUCAAAUAACUCAGACAUGUUUAGACUAUUUACUUAAUUUAAUAAGAGAUUCCUAUCAUUUGGCAAAAAUGAAUCCAUUGUCUUCAACCGAGCUAUGUAUUCUUGGAGACUCAUAUUUAUCCAAAGCCUUAAAAAAUGUAUAUAGCAAAAGUUCAUUGUCUGUCAGUGAAAAAGGCAUCUCAAUGCCUGUCACAAUUCAAGUCAACGAUAUACUAUCUGGGGUUUCUCCAGAAAUAGAUGAUGCAAAGUCAUUAAACUUAUAUUUCACUCCAGGCGAUAUUGUUAAGAUAUCUUUCGGCGUUCAUAUUGACGGUUAUACAUCCAAUGUUUCUCAUACAAUCGUAAUUUAUCCUCCACCUAAUCCAACUCAACAGCCUUUGGAUAAAAAUGAUAUUAAACCUGCUGGUCCAUUAUUGGGCCCCAAGGCUGAUGCAAUUUGCGCUUCAUACAUUGCAAUUGAAGCUGUAGUGUCUUUAAUGGGUUUGGCUGUAGCACCCGAAAAAAUUCCUAAAAGUUUCAAUUCUAAUAAUAUAAACGGAACUCUAAUUAGACAAUUAGUUGAUAGAAUUGCAUCAAUUUACAACUGCGUUGUUGUACCAUCGUCUAAAGUGAGAAGAGUAAGAAGAUUUCUUGCUGGCCAAGCUGAAGGUGUAGUUCUUGAGAAGGAGUUUAAGGGGAUUGUUUGGACUGAAGCUAAUCAGGAAGCUGGUUUAUUAGCGAGAUCUGAAAGUACAGAAUUAGAAAAAUAUAAUUUAAAUGAGAAAGAUAAAGAAUUUCUUGUAACUCCUGGAGAAGUAUAUUUAAUUGAUAUCCAUAUGGCACCGCUUUCUGAAUUCAAGAAAGAAGUUGGGUUGGUGACAUUAGAAGAAGUCAACAAUCAUGCUGGUAGUAAAGAUAAUAGUUUGAAAUUGAGACCUUCUAUUUUCCUUAGAGAUUUUGCUUAUUCUUAUGCUUUACGUUUAAGUGCUUCGAGGAAAACUAUAACAAAAAUUGAUCAAACAUGUUCAGUGUAUCCUUUCAAGAUAUCAUAUCUUUCAGAUAAUUUUCCAAUUGAUCCAAAAGGAAAUCUACCCGAACAGAUUAAAAAAAUACAGGACGAUAUUAAAUUGUUAAGAUUGGGAAUGAGCGAAAUUGUUAAUCAUAGAUUAGUAACAGAACGACCAGUUACAGCUGGAAAAUUUAUACCAUUAGAAGAAAUUUUAAAGGCGUCGAAUCCAAAUGGACAAACUAGUUCAACUGUUUUACCUAAUGCUUUAUUAGAUAUUCCAUUACCAAAAUUAGGUAUUACAUCAUUAAAAUUGCAAAAUUUAGUAAGAUAUGGGAAAAAAAUUCCAAUUGCUAGUGAAUCAACAACUAUCAUAUUAAUUAAAAAUGGAAAUAAUUUUACUAGUGGUGGUAAAGGCGAAGUGCUAAGAUUAUCAGGUGGAUCAAAAGUCGCCAAACCAAAUUGGGUUCAUAGCGAUUACAGUUUAAAAGGAGAAGGAGCUGAAGAGAUUGUUAAUAUAAUAAGACUAGGUCAAGAUAGUAGAUUUGGAGUUAAAAUUAAAGAAUGUCAGCCAAUUAAAAUGCAAUUUUAA